Molecule: messenger RNA, 1422 nt
Organism: Cinclus cinclus
Lineage: Eukaryota; Metazoa; Chordata; Aves; Passeriformes; Cinclidae
Gene: SSTR5
Product: somatostatin receptor 5
Exons: 1
Coding region: 319-1422 (367 amino acids)
Biological process (GO): neuropeptide signaling pathway; cellular response to glucocorticoid stimulus; regulation of insulin secretion
Cellular component (GO): membrane; neuron projection
Molecular function (GO): neuropeptide binding; somatostatin receptor activity
Source: RefSeq, a predicted model, not a curated record
UUCUCCCAUCGUGCAAUUCCUUCAUUGGGAGUUGAUCCCAUCCCUGGCUGAGUAAUUCAAUCCCAAAUCCCAAAUAGAAGAGAAAAUGGAAGUGAUUGUAAAAGUCCGCUUUGAAUUCACUCUUCUUUUCCUUUUCUUUUUCUUUGAAUUUUUAAAUUCAAAAUUUUUAAAUUCUCUUUGCCUUGAAUUUUUACAUUUUCGAAUUUGGAAUUUUCCUUCUAGGAACAAGAUGCCCUUGAAGUUUAAUCUCUCUUAAGAGGAAAAAGCCACGGAGAGAGAAGGAAAAAAAAAAAAAAAUUAAAAAAAAUACAUGAAACCAUGGAUCCUUUGUACCUUCCCAGCACGGAAGGCACUCCCGGUGAGGUGAACUCCUCUCUGCUGCCCAACGUGACGGAGAACGGGACGCUGGCGGAGCCGGCCCCGUUCCCGUACAUCCACAAGGUGCUCAUUCCCAUCUGUUACCUGCUGGUGUGCGCCGUGGGGCUGAGCGGCAACGCCCUGGUCAUCUACGUGGUGCUGCGCCACGCCAAGAUGAAAACGGUCACCAACAUCUACAUCCUCAACCUGGCCGUGGCCGACGUGCUCUUCAUGUUGGGCCUGCCCUUCCUGGCCACCCAAAACGCCAUCUCCUACUGGCCCUUCGGCUCCUUCCUCUGCCGGCUGGUGAUGACCGUGGAUGGCAUCAACCAGUUCACCAGCAUCUUCUGCCUGACGGUGAUGAGCAUGGACCGCUACCUGGCCGUGGUGCACCCCAUCAAAUCCACCAAGUGGAGACGUCCCAGGGUGGCCAAGCUCAUCAGCGCCACGGUCUGGACCUUCUCCUUCUUGGUGGUGCUGCCCGUGAUCAUCUUCUCGGACGUGCAGGAGGAUUUCCAGACGUGCAACAUGAAUUGGCCGGAGCCGGUCAACGUCUGGUCGGCGGCGUUCAUCAUCUACACCUCGGUGCUGGGCUUCUUUGGUCCCUUGCUGGUCAUCUGCCUGUGCUACCUGCUCAUCGUGGUCAAGGUCAAGUCCUCGGGGAUCCGCGUGGGCUCCACGCGGCGCCGCAGGUCGGAGCGGAAGGUCACCAGGAUGGUGGUGAUCAUCGUGGUGGUCUUCGUGUUCUGCUGGCUGCCGUUCUACACCAUGAACAUCGUCAACCUGAUCCUCAUCCUGCCCGCCGACCCCAUCCUGGAGGGGCUCUACUUCUUCAUGGUGGUGCUGUCCUACGCCAACAGCUGCGCCAACCCCAUCCUCUACGGCUUCCUCUCCGACAACUUCAAGCAGAGCUUCCAGAAGGUUCUCUGCCUCCGGAAGGGUGAUGGAGCAGAGGAUGGAGACCCUGUGGAGCACAGGCAGGAGAACAGCAGCCGCCUACAGGAGUCCAUGCUGACCCAGAGGAACGUGGAGUUCAACGGGCACAUGCAGACCAGCAAGGUCUGA